ACUUGCAUUGCCCCGCUCGGUCCGUGACGCCAGAGUGAGCUGCCAGUUCUCGCGGCCGUCUUUGGCCGCGGGGUCAGUAGACGAUUUUCACGUGGUGAUCCGAUUAGAGCCGAUAGUUAUACGGUACUAGUACGCGCACCAGCAGGUGAGGAGGAGUAUAUCAGCGUCAAUUCUGUCACUGAGAUAUUUGGUCGUGACAGAGACUCUCUAUUCGGGGGACACUCGAUGCUAUGUCCGAUUGUUCACUGCAAUUGAUGCGAUUAUGUAUCCCUUACUCCUGAGAAUUCAAUUCCUGGCCUUGCCGCUUUCUCUCUCGGUCUGGCCGAGCGACAUCGGCUACUGUGCCGAGUACGUAUCCGUAUAUGCCCUCACGCAAUCUUGUAUAGUAUACAUGUUGAAUCUUCAGGAACUACAUUAUGUAUAUAAUUUACAUAGUUGGAAAGUAACUAUGAAAUUGCCAUAUGUACAUUUCAAUGGCCAUCUUCUCCGAGAAGCCGGCAUUAUACGGUCACGUGAUACGACUCCCGGCAUCAUCACGGCCGGCUCCGAAUGCGUCUUGCCGGCCAUUAUCGUGGAGUGAAUAGAAUAAUAACGGAUUCUCAUUCGUAAUUACACGUACGGGUAUUGAUACU
This is a messenger RNA of Talaromyces proteolyticus, 632 nucleotides long. RefSeq lists its product as uncharacterized. The record is from RefSeq and is a predicted model, not a curated record. Bases 263 to 580 code for a protein of 105 amino acids. The transcript has a single exon. NCBI's taxonomy places the organism in Eukaryota, Fungi, Ascomycota, Eurotiomycetes, Eurotiales, Trichocomaceae.